Messenger RNA from Etheostoma spectabile (orangethroat darter), 2768 nucleotides. RefSeq lists its product as uncharacterized. Gene Ontology annotation, molecular function: oxidoreductase activity. Bases 256 to 1341 code for a protein of 361 amino acids. NCBI's taxonomy places the organism in Eukaryota, Metazoa, Chordata, Actinopteri, Perciformes, Percidae. The transcript is spliced from 11 exons. The record is from RefSeq and is a predicted model, not a curated record.
CAUCACAACAUACCGCCACGUACUUGCCUGGCUUGUACAGGUCUGUGUGAUGCUGCGCAGAUAAACUUCCCUCCAACCCGCCCUCAGAUAUAAAUACAAACCGAAAGGAUAGUUGUCAUAUUUUGACAACGCUGCAGCGUUUCCCAACACUUCAGGGCUUGAAGAGGUCUAUGUCUCCGUGGAUUAUCGAUACCAGCAGAUCACCAGAGCGCAGCGUGACAAACCUUGGACCUGAAGGAGUUAAGCACAGUCAACAUGAGCAGAUGUCUGAUUAGCAAGUUGGAGGUGGAAAAGUUCAUUGUGAACAGUAUGACAGCCGUGGGCACUAAGCCGCAUCAUGCCCGCAGCCUGGCCGAGGUGCUGGUGGAGGGAGACCACAGAGGACACUACAGCCAUGGACUCAACCGGAUGGACAUGUAUGUAAAGGACAUCCAAACAGGGAUCUGUGCCAAGGACGGUGAGCCUGUGGUGGAAAAGGAGAGUGCAGCCACAGCGCUGGUGGAUGGGAAAAACCUCCUGGGUCCUGUGGUGGGAAACUUCUGCAUGAAACUGGCCAUUAAGAAGGCAAAAGAAGCUGGGAUUGGCUGGGUGGUGGCACAUGGUUCCAAUCACUACGGUAUUGCAGGAUACUACUCAAUGCAAGCGCUAAAGGAAAACAUGAUUGGCAUGUCAUUUACCAACACAUCCCCACUGGUGGUUCCCACACGUGGUAAAGAGUGCACUUUGGGCACCAACCCCAUCAGCGUGGCAGCUCCUGCUAAAGACGGAGACAGCUUUGUUUUGGAUAUGGCCACAUCAGCAGUAGCACUUGGAAAGGUGGAGCUCUAUGAACGGAGUGGAGACCCCAUCCCUGAGGGCUGGGGCUGUGAUGCCCAGGGCAAGCUGACCACCGACCCUAAGAGAGUUUUGAGUGGAGGAGGACUGGUGCCCAUCGGCGGCAGUGAAGCCACAGGAGGGUACAAAGGCUACGGUCUGGGAAUGAUGGUGGAGGUGUUCUGUGGAAUCUUGGCCGGUGCCCAGUACAGCAAUCAUGUCCGCACGUGGAAAGUAACGGACCGGGUUGCCAACCUGGGUCAGUGUUUCGUUGCAAUCAACCCAGAGAACUUUGCCCCCGGGUUUGCCGACAGGAUGUCAGACCUGCUGUCCAUCCACAGAGGGAUGGACCCUGCUGACCCAAACACCCCUGUUUUGGCUGCUGGAGAUCCAGAGAGGAUGAACAUAAAGAAGUGUGAGGAGAUGGGUGGGAUCCCCUACCACAUCAAUGUUGUCAACUAUAUGAACGAAUGUGCCAAGAGAGUUGGAGUCAGCCCACUGCUGCCAUGCAACAAUCUCGUCAACUAGUUAGUGAAGUCAAGAUUCUCUGCAUUGGAAAUCUGGAACUUCUGCUUAUCUUGAAAUUGAUAUUGAGCUACUUAGAUUUGCAACAUUGUUUAAGGACAUGAUACAUCCUAUUUUAUUCAUUUUAACCACACUUGUCAGGUGUAAUCAGGUUUCUUGAUGAUCAUUCCAACAGAUGACAGAUUAUGACCUCUUCAGUUAAACAAGGCAGAUUUUUUUCACACAGACACGUGUACCAGGAAUACAUGCAUGGAGACAGGACAACGCACACAAAGCAUCUCAACAGAUGUGACAUUGCUUCUAUGUAUCUCACUGCAUUAAACAUUAUGAGUUGCGUAGGUCUUCAUCAUGAAACCUGAUGAAAACAGUGUUGUUUACAACGCCAUCAUAGCUCUGCUUAGAGGUCAACCUGAAGAAUAUUUUUGCCUUAUCUCUCAUGCACAUACAGUCAACCAGAUGUUGGACGGAUUUCCCUUACAUAGACAGUAUCAGUAGUGUAAGAAGUAUUCAGAUCCUUUACUUUAAAAGUAAAAGUACUAAUACCAUACUGUAAAAAUACUCUGUUACAAGUAAAAGUCCUUCAUUGAAAAUAUGACUUAAGUAAAAGUACGUAAGUAUCAUCAGGUAAAUUUACUUAAAGUCUUAAAAGUAAAAGUACUCAAUGCAAAAAAAUCCUCAUAUUGUAAAGUAACUAGUAACUAAAACGGUCAGAUUAAUGUAGUGGAAUAAAAAGUACAAUAUGUCUCUGUAUGUAGUGGAGUAGAAGUAGAAAGUUGCAUGGAAAGUAAAGACUCAAGUAAACAUAUCUACUUUACCUCAAUACCUGUUCUUAAACACAGUACUUGAGUAAACGUACUUAGGUACGUUCCACAACUGGACAGUAUACUAUCUAUGUAAGGGACCUCGCCUUGUAUACACGUCAUUAUAGUCAGAAUGACACUCACAUUAGAUAUGCACUUAUGAAAUCCAACCCAUAACCAUGACAUUUGUGGCGAAGAAAGGAAAAUAUAAUUUUUCUAUCCUUAUGUCAAGGACUAUUUGAAACAUGUUAUUUGCGUCUUGUGAUACUUCAUCCAAAUUGUCUUCAAGAUGCUGUAUCUCUGACAGCGGAAUACGCACAUUCUUUUUAUAAAGCUUUUGUAGGUCAUUGAUUUAUUGCUGAAGGCUGGAUGUGAAGGAGUUAACAGUGUUUGAGUGGUUUGUUGUCAUCAACUGAAAAGUUGGGUCAUUCCUUGUUGGUGAGCUACUUUACUUAAAUUGCGCUACAACUUUGUAACUGUACUUUAAUCUACUUAUUGUGUGACGCACAAAAACAGUUUUGGUGUUUUUUACAUACUCAGAAGCAUUUAAAAUGACCAUGAGAUUUUUUUAUUUACUUUAAAAGUUAACUUUACCAUACGUGCCUUAUUCAAUAAAAGCCAUAUAAAACC